UCUGUGAGGCGGCGGAUUGGGAGGAGGCGGCGGCGAGGCAGCAGGACCAGGAACUGCUCCGGUUGCGGCUGGGAGGGGACGGGGAGGCGCCCGGUGGUGCUUGUCGGUCCUAUGGGGCCUUGAGGGUACAGCCCCGGAGAGAGAGGGGGUCUGUGCUGGGGCGCGGAGCCGGUGGGAGGAUGGAGGGGCAGGCGGCUCCGGGCGCGGGCGGCGGCGAGGAGGCGCUGAGCUCCGGCAGGAUGAACCCCAAGCGGAGUGGGCGCGCCGCGGAAGAGGAGAGCCGGAACAAGCCCAAGCUGAAUAUUCAAAUAAAAACUUUGGCAGAUGAUGUGCGUGACAGAAUAACAAGCUUCAGAAAAUCAGCAGUGAAAAAAGAGAAACCUCUCAUUCAGCAUCCUAUUGACUCUCAGCCUUCUAUAAGUGAAAUCCCACUUGCCCAGGCACUUGUUGAUGAGCGUUGCAUGAACUUAUCAGAAAAAGAAGUUAUGGAUCUGUUUGAAAAAAUGAUGGAGGACAUGAAUCUAAAUGAAGAACGUAAAGCUCCUUUAAGAGAUAAAGACUUGACCACAAAACGUGAAAUGGUUGUCCAGUACAUUUCUGCAACUGCCAAAUCUAUAGUCGGAAGUAAAGUUCCGGGUGGACUGAAAAACAGCAAACAUGAAUGCACACUGUCCUCGCAAGAAUAUAUUCAUGAAUUGCGAUCUGGCAUUUCAGAGGAAAAGCUUCUUAAUUGUCUAGAAUCUUUGAGAGUGUCUCUAACCAGUAAUCCAGUCAGCUGGGUUAACAAUUUUGGGCACGAAGGCCUUGGACUUCUGUUGGAUGUAUUGGAAAAGCUUCUGGACAAGAAACAGCAAGAAAGUAUUGAUAAGAAGAAUCAACAUAAACUUAUUCAGUGCCUCAGAGCAUUUAUGAACAAUAAAUACGGAUUGCAAAGGAUUCUAGGAGAUGAAAGAAGUCUCUUGUUGUUAUCAAGAGCAAUUGAUCCAAAGCAACCACACAUGAUGACUGAAACAGUGAAAAUACUUUCUGCUAUCUGCAUUGUUGGAGAGGAAAAUAUUCUGGACAAGCUUUUAGGUGCUAUAACAACUGCUGCUGAAAGGCACAAUAGGGAACGUUUUUCUCAGAUCGUUGAAGGACUGGAAAACCAUGAGUUCUUACAGCUGCAGGUAGCAUGUAUGCAGCUCAUCAAUGCCCUUGUUACGUCUCCAGAAGAACUUGAUUUCAGGAUACACUUGAGAAAUGAGUUUUUACGAUGUGGCCUGAAGAAAAUACUGCCUGGCUUGAAAGAUAAGGAUAAUGAAGAGCUUGAUAUUCAGCUGAGAGUGUUUGAUGAGAACAAAGAAGAAGACUUAAUUGAACUGUCACAUCGUCUCAAUGAUAUCAGAGCUGAAAUGGAUGAUGUGAAUGAAGUAUUUCAUCUGCUGUAUAAUAUGUUGAAAGAUACUUCUUCUGAAAAUUACUUCUUGUCAAUUCUCCAACAUUUCCUUCUCAUCAGGAGUGAUUACUAUGUCCGACCUCAGUAUUACAAGAUAAUAGAAGAAUGUGUAUCACAGAUAGUAUUGCACUGCAGUGGCAUGGACCCAGAUUUUAAAUGCAGAGGAAGAAUGGACGUGGAUUUUACUCAUCUUAUUGAUGCAUGUGUGGACAAAGCUAAAGUAGAAGAGAGUGAAAAGAAAGCAGCAGAGUUUUCCAGAAAGUUUGAUGAAGAGUUCACUGCUCGACAAGAGGCACAAGCAGAGCUUCAGAAAAGAGAAGAGAAAAUUAAAGAACUUGAAACAGAAAUCAAGCAGCUACGAGCACAGGGUCCAGGCCUGACAGAAGCAGCACCAUUACCUCCCACCCUACCAAGUGAGAAUGCACCACCAUCUCCAGCGCCUCAACUACCUGGUGGAGCAAUACCUCCUCCUCCGCCUCCGCUACCUGGUGAAGCAAUACCUCCUGCACCACCUCUGCUACCUGGUGGAGCAGCACCUCCUCCUCCACCACCUCCACUGCCUGGUGGAGCCAUACCUCCUCCACCUCCGCCACCGCCUCCGCUGCCUGGUGCAGCCAUGCCUGCAGCCAUGCCUCCGCCACCGCCUCCGCUGCCUGGUGGAGUGAUGCCUCCGCCGCCGCCACCGCUGCCUGGUGGAGUGAUGCCUCCACCGCCGCCACCGCUGCCUGGUGGAGUGAUGCCUCCACCGCCACCACCACUGCCUGGUGGAAUGAUGCCUCCGCCACCGCCUCCACUACCUGGUGGAAUGAUGCCUCCACCACCACCACCGCUACCUGGUGGAGCAGUACCACCUCCACCACCUCCGCUACCUGGUGGAGCAGUCCCUCCUCCACCACCACCUUUUGGUGGACCUCCGAUGCCACCGGGUCUUGGGGGUGUUCCUUUUGCUCCCUUUCCGGUGAUACCAGCGUUACCACAUGGGAUGAAGGAGAAGAAGAAGUAUAAGCUGGAAGUCGCAAUGAAGAGAAUCAACUGGUCGAAGAUUGAGCCUCAAGAGAUAGCAGAAAACAGCUUUUGGGUAAAAGCUGAAGAAGAUAAAUAUGAAAACCCAGAACUGUUUGCAAAAUUGGCGCUCACCUUUGGAACACAAAUGAAAGCUAAAAAGGCAGUAGAAGAAUCAGAAGAAAAGAAAACAGUUCAGUCAAAGAAAAGGAUUAAAGAACUAAGAAUUUUGGAUGGAAAAACUGCACAAAAUUUAUCAAUAUUUUUGGGUUCUUUUCGUUUGCCUUAUGAAGAAAUAAAGAAUAUAAUUUUAGAGGUUGAUGAAGAAAAGCUGAGUGAAUCCUUGAUUCAGAACCUAGUGAAGAAUCUUCCUGAGCAGAAAGAACUCAAUGCCUUAGCCGAAUUAAAGGAUGAGUAUAAUGAUCUUGCUGAGCCAGAACAAUUUGGAGUUGUGAUGAGUUCAGUGAAAAUGUUGCGGUCACGUCUCAAUGGGAUCCUUUUCAGGCUUAUGUUUGAAGAGCACGUAAACAAUAUCAAACCUGACAUCAUGGCAGUUACACUGGCUUGUGAAGAGCUGAAGAAGAGUGAAAGCUUUAGUAAGCUUUUAGAGUUAGUGCUGUUCCUUGGAAAUUACAUGAACUCUGGCUCCAGAAAUGCACAGUCUCUUGGCUUUAACAUCAGUUUUCUUUGCAAGAUUCGCGAUACUAAAUCAUCAGAUCAGAAAACAACCUUACUGCACUUUCUGGCAGAAAUCUGUGAGGAGAAUUACCGGGACAUCUUAAAAUUUCCAGAUGAAUUGCAGCAUGUUGAGAGUGCAAGUAAAGUUUCAGCUCAGACUCUGAAGAGCAACCUUGAUUCAAUGAACCAGCAGAUCCAGCGCCUAGAAAAUGACAUUAAGAAUUUCCCUAAAACACAAGAUGAACAUGAUAAGUUUGUAGAAAAGAUGAGCAGCUUUGCUGAGAGUGCCCGAGAGCAAUACGAAAAAUUGUCCAACAUGCACAACAACAUGACUAAAUUGUAUGAAAAUCUGGGAGAAUACUUUACCUUUGAUCCCAAAGCAGUAAGCAUAGAGGAAUUCUUUGGCGAUCUGAGCAACUUCAGAACUCUGUUUUUGGAGGCAUUAAAAGAAAACAACAAAAGAAGAGAAAUGGAGGAGAAAACAAAGAGAGCCAAAUUGGCUAAAGAGAAGGCUGAACAAGAGAAACUGGAGCGACAGAAGAAGAAGCAGCAGUUGAUUGAUAUGAACAAAGAGGGUGAUGAGACGGGAGUGAUGGAUAGUCUGCUGGAGGCCUUGCAGUCAGGAGCAGCAUUCAGAGAUCGCAGGAAACGAACACCAAGAGGACAAGAUAACAGACGAGUAACUUUGGAAAGGUCUCGUUCUCGCCACAAUGGAACAAUCGCAGCUGUAUGAUUCUUUUGAUGCCAAAGAAUUAGUGAAUCUUUUUAUUUGCAAUUAAAUGGAUAUACUUUGAAAAGAGUUCAUCAUGCAAAUUGGCAAUGAUCAUAAAGGAAUACUGGUAUUGAUUAAAUGAGAAGGUGUAUAAAUAUUAUGUAUUUUAAAAGCUAUUGCUAAAUAAUCCACAUACUGUAUCUUAUUACCCCAACUACCAAGAUCUGUAAACAGUGUUAAACAGUACGAUAUAUAUCUUAUUUUCUUAUGUUCUUUUUUUCUCCCCCCUUUUUUUUCUUUUAUUUCUUUUUUUCUUUUUUUUUUUUUUUUUCUGAAGCUGGCAAUUUACAUGAAAGGAGUUGGGGAUUUCUAGGUUAUGUUUUAUAUAGGUAAGGAAAUACAAAUUUGUUGAAAGAAUGCAGCUGUGGAUUCCAUUUGCAGUUCUGAUUUGGACAUGAAAGGAAAAAAUAAUAAAAAUGUAUGUUAAUAAAUUCAGAGAUGAGCUGGUCUACAUUAUCAGAAUCUUUUUUGUAACCAUCAAAAAGCAACGCAUAGUCCCAAUCAGGUUGCUGAAAACCUUAUCUCAGUGUAAAGCCUUGGUGGAUUCAGCUAUUUUGUCUGCAAGUAGGGUAUACCACGUAUCUACACUUUUGGUGAUAUGACGAUGUAUAGUUACUUAUCACUGCUUUAAAAAAAAAUUAAUAAAUAAAACAGAGCAUAGGAUUUUACCAAAAUUAAAUGAUAUCAAGGGCAGGCUAUGUUUUUAACUAUAUCUAAGGAGGGAUUUUUCUAAUUAUGCACUUAUAUAUUCUUUGUAAAGAUAUUUUAGGGAAAAUACAAUUGUCCUAUUUUAAUUAUGCUAAAAAUACCUGUGUGUAGGUUUUUAGAGACGAGCUACAUUAUGAAGUUAUUCAGAACUGCCUCUGAGUUUUUCCUCUGUUUCUCAGGUAAAAUACGUAGCGGGAUCUCUCCUGGUGGGUUUCAGUGCUGAGGGUUUAGCAGCUAAGGACACGUGUUCUGCCUGCAGCACUGCAUGGCAGUGAUCGGUGGUUGCAGCAGCCUGAUUUUUGGGGAAGUUCCUCCCAUUCUACUUUGUGUACAGGCCCCCUGCACUGCGGUACCUCAGGUGAGCAGUCAGUGUAGUAGCUGACACUGUGUAUGUUCUGCCACUCAAGGGGAAACUGUAGUUCCCUUUUCUCCCCAGACUCUAGUUGAAUGUACAGUCUGCUUGGUGUUCAGGUCAGUCUUCACCAUCCUUCCUACUAAAGGGUCGUUGCUUAUCUGGAUGGGAUGGAGGAUUUUAAAUGGGAGUUCCAGUGGAACUGCUCAUAUGUUGUUCAGCUAUGAUUUAAAAAAAAAAAAAAAUGGGAUACUAUGUAGUAGAUGGCACUUGUUCUCAAAUUACUAUUGCUUUUCACUGAUUGAUGGAUUCUUACAAAUGCUUUUAUUGCCUGGUGUUACAGGGAACUUUUUUUUAAAUGUUGUAUAACGAAUAUUUUGAAGGUAAGCUGUCACGUUGUUUUCUGUGCACAAACUGCUAGCUCUAGAGGAGCAUUCGAUACUGGGGCAGUGUAACUUUGCACUACUGCUUGAGCCAAGCGUUCUUUGUACAGUAGGUUCUUUUUGCUUCUCUGGCAAGAUACUCUUAAGACUGUCUGACUUAUUUUGGAUAAAUUCUCACAGUUUCAAACUACAGUGAUCAAUAUCCAAUUUUUGUAUGAAAAGGUACAGUUCCUUUUCAAUCUCUUAUUGAAUUUAUUAUUUUUUUAAAUUGUCUUCAAAGGAAACAGGGGUUUGCCUAUUGCUAUAUCUCUAAACAUAGGAAUACGACUGAAGCCUAGUGAAAUGUGUGCUGUCAACUAACAAUUUUCCUAAACUCUUUGAGGUUUUUUGUGGUUUUAGUAGCAAACUAAAGAAUUACAUGGUACUUCAGGAAAAAAAAAUGCACGCAACAGGAUUCUGUCUCCCUGUUUAUCAGUAAGAGAGAUAAAGAUUUAUAUCCUGUUUCAUGUAAGGUCACCAUCAACCUUCUAUUUAGCAUAACUUUUAAAAAUGGAACUACUAAAUUUACAGUUAUAAAAAUGUGCUUAAUGUACAAAGCCAGUUUAAAAGGAUUAGGUUCAUAAUGUCUAUAUAAAUUUGUACUACAAUCAACAGUGUAUUAGAAUUCAAAUUUUAAAAUGAGCAUUUUGCUGGGACUUACAAGUAUUGGUAUAAUCUUCAUAUGUGAAAACUCAAAAGCUCACAACAGAAUCUUUAUACUGUAGCAGUAGUUAUUAGUGCACGAGUUUUUCAUUUCCAUGGGUUAUAUUCUUUUUUAAAGCUCUGUGAAAGCUGAGUACAGAUUUUCAAGAACCAAAUCUUAGAAAAAUAAAAAAGCAAAUCCAAAAUAACAUCAUCUGAUGCUUCUAUUUUACUACUAUUUUUUUCAUAUUUGAAACAUUUAUAUAAUUUAAUGGACAUAUCUGUUUGAACAAAAGUGUCUUUCAAAGGAAAACUAGUUUAGAAAAUUUAUGUAAAUAUAGGGUGCUCGUAUUUAUGAAGUCUAAAAUAUUUUCUGAAAUUGAUGCUGGUCACUUUGUCUUUUGAUAGUUUUUCAGUCUAUAUUAAAUUGCAGAUAUUUUUAAUGUUUUUAUUAUUGAUCUAAUUUUCAGAGGUGUCACGUGUUUAUCUAGAAGUGUAGGAGAGUAGCACCUUUUUCAGAAAUGCACUUGCCUUAUUUUCUAAUUUUAAAAAACGAAAUAUAUCAGUUAAAUUAUAUUUGUAUUCAAAGUAAUCCCAGAAAGAAAAUCGCUGGAGGGUUCAUACAUAAAUUUCUUGCUAAUUAUGUUUCACUAUAUGUCCUCUGAGACAUUAUGUUAACAAUAUACCAGCACAUCUGUUUGCAUUCACAUUUUACCAGUUACAAGUACUGAGGAGGUUUUUAGGUUUUUUUAUGAUGUUACACUGUUUACAUUUCUUAGUUAAUUUAAGAGGAAGAUAAUCUUACCUUUGCAGUGAAUUGAACUAAAUUUGCAAUUGACACGGGAAUGAAAUGUUUAAAUCAUAUACAAAUAUACAUCUCUGUUGCUUAACUCCUGGCUGUACAGAUCAGAAAUGUAAAGACACUAGACAUUUUUUUCUCAAGUUUUAUGUGGUUCACUGAUAAAAAAGUGCAACACAGUUUGUCAUGUAUGUUUGUUUGUGAUUCAACAAAUAGCCUUUCCCAUCACAUGGGUGAUGUUUGGUUUAAUGGUUAGUCAUAUUACGAACUGAUGCUAAAGCCAAAACAAAAUUAGUGCCUCAGAGGGCAUUGACAAACAGCUUCAGGAAGUACUCCCAGUAAUACCAUUACAUAAUUUGUUCUGGUUUUAGACAACCGUGGUCAAUAUGAAAAACAUUACCUAAAAUUAUCUGUUCUUUCUUGAGAAUUCAGAUACAAAUGCAAGCAUUCCCAUAGUUCCUUUCUGUAAUAUGCAAAUAAUUAUGAAUAUCUGUAUAUUUUUGCAUUUUUGUGUGUGGUAUAUGUACUACCUCAGACAAAUGCUGUAAAAAACACAAUGUUUUCAUGGUUUUUAUCCAAACCACAAUUCAUCAGUGACUUUAAAUUCAUCCCCAAUAUACAAAUGGUUUGCAAAACUUUGAGGAUCAGGCUGUUUUAGGUUUGUCUCUGGAAAUCCUCCUAUAGCUUUCAUCAAAAAAACUUUGCAAUGUUUGGCUUUUGCAUCCCUCAGGCAAAUCCUGUUUUGAUGGGUGAAUUUAGUACUUCCUAUAUUGAGAAUGAUAUAUAGCUAGUAAAUAUUUAAAGCUGGUCAUAGUUAUGUGGGAGCAAACUUACCUAUAUAUGUAAAUUGCUUCUUAUCCAUUAAACAAAGGCUUGGCUGAAAUAUACUUUAAUGUUUGCCUUCAAAUUGCUGAGAGGUCAGGCAUAACAAAUGCUAAGUGAUAGAGCAAUGUAAAGCCCACCUCUUACGUGCCAUACUGUAUUUGCAAGUUACUCAUUUUAAAAUAAGUAUUGUAAGAAACCUCUACAUUUCUUCUUCUGCAGUACCUACACGCACGCCCACGCAUGCACACAAGAUGUAAAUAAAUAUUUUUUUUAAAAAUCAAAGCAGAUAAAGCCAAAUCCCUCAGCUUCAGGUGUCUCUAUUUCAGAUCACAUAUUGCUUUUGUGCACAAAAAAGGGAGUUGUGUAAGCCUGUGAAUUCUGCAGUCCUGCAAGCUGUCACUCAGCAUCCACUGAUAUCAUUAGAAGAAUGUUAAAGGAGAAGGAUUUGUUCUUGUAGUGCUUCUUUUAGCACUGUUUGAGGUGAUACAUAUGCCACAGAAUGUGAACAAUAAUUAUUACAGUUUAGUCAGUCUGCUAUCAUGCACCAUUUGGUUUCCCUUUUGGAAGUCAUGUGAUUACUGAUGCCAAAAAAAAAAGAAAAAAAGACAAAAAAAAGACAAAAUUCAUGCAUUUCUAUUUUUUAAACAGCUCUGUGUUUGUAUGUAAUGAUUAAAAUAGGAAUUUGAUGAAAUCACAGCGUGGCCAUUGUUAAUCCAUGUAUUCUGAAAACUGUAAUAAAGAUAUACAUAACAUGA
Falco peregrinus (peregrine falcon) is the source of this 8390-nucleotide messenger RNA. RefSeq names its product diaphanous related formin 2 (gene DIAPH2). Gene Ontology annotation, cellular component: actin filament; cytoplasm. Gene Ontology annotation, biological process: actin filament polymerization; actin cytoskeleton organization. The record is from RefSeq and is a predicted model, not a curated record. Gene Ontology annotation, molecular function: microtubule binding; actin binding; small GTPase binding. Bases 180 to 3848 code for a protein of 1222 amino acids. NCBI's taxonomy places the organism in Eukaryota, Metazoa, Chordata, Aves, Falconiformes, Falconidae. The transcript has 28 exons.